Drosophila grimshawi is the source of this 3262-nucleotide messenger RNA. Its product is annotated as RNA-binding protein 5-B. The record is from RefSeq and is a predicted model, not a curated record. Gene Ontology annotation, biological process: mRNA splicing, via spliceosome. NCBI's taxonomy places the organism in Eukaryota, Metazoa, Arthropoda, Insecta, Diptera, Drosophilidae. The coding region runs from base 96 to 3107 and encodes 1003 amino acids. Gene Ontology annotation, molecular function: RNA binding. Gene Ontology annotation, cellular component: nucleus. The transcript is spliced from 12 exons.
CCAGAGUUCGCUUAAUAAAAGCGUUCCGUACAAAUUGUUGCAUUUGCUAACGAUUUGGAUUUGAUAGGAUUUGAGCAGCAGCAGGUACGCGUAACAUGGAGUCGCAUUCGCGAUAUGGUCGCAGCUUUUCUGGUGGCAGCGCCGCUGGGGGCAACAAUAACAGCGGCGGCAAUAACCUAUACAGACGCCAUAGUCGUUCCCGUUCGCGUUCCCGCGAGCGGAAUCGGGAGCAGGCGAGCAGCUACAAGCGACGGAAUACGCGUUCGCGUAGUCGCGAACAUUAUCGGAACACUGGCAGCGCCGACAAGGAUUUGUAUCGGGAUCUAAUCAAUGAGGACUAUGUCGAGGAGCAGCGUGGCGCCACAAACUACAACAGCAAAUUCAACAACAAUUCGCGCAAUAAUAAUUAUCACAAUCGUCGCGACGACAACUACGAUAGUGAUCGCGAGCGUGAACGGGAGCGCGAUAGGGAUAGGGACCGGGAGCGUGAUCGUGAUCGUGAUAGGGAGCGUGAUCGUGAUCAGCGUGACCAGCGCUGGAAAAACUAUGAACGAGAUCCUCGCGAUCGCAAUUCAGACUAUGAGCGUGGCAUAGAGAGAAGCCGCGAUUAUCGGGCACAUAAUGGCAAUAGCAGCGGCGUUGCAACAACUGUCAACAGUCGGGAGCGUGACAGACGGUGUCCAUCGGACGCAGAUACAUACGACAGUGACGAGAGCGACGAUAGCCAGUUUCGUCGCAAUCACGUCAGGACGAGCAACGAGGCCCUCAACCAGAUUAUAAUAUUUGGUCUGAAAAAGCACAUCACAGAGGCGGACAUUAUGGGCGCGCUGAUACAAGUGAAUAUGGAGCCAUCAUCUAUACGCCUGAUACGGAAAAGACCAACAGGUGCAUCACGCGGUUUCGCAUUUGUCGAGUUUAAUACCGUUGAGGAAGCAACACGUUGGAUGGAAAUAACUCAGGGCACCCUCAAGCUGGGCGAUCAACGUGUCUCGCUGCAAUAUAGCCACAAACGCAUCACCGAUUGGCAUUGCGUUAAGUGUGGCGUCUACAAUUUCAAGCGACGUUUCUCCUGCUUCAUGUGCAUGGCAUCGCGAGCGGAAAGCGAAAGCAUCUUCUCUGGCGGUGGUGAAGGCAUCGAUGAAGUUAGCCCGAUUCUUACAAAAAAGAUCAUGCUGCGCAAUCUGGACGCGUUGACCAACGAGGAGAGCGUCCUAACUGCUCUCCAAAAGGUGCUGCCUAAGCUGGCCAAAACCAUACAUAAAGUGCUCAUUAGUCGCGAUACCCUCACUCAAACGUCUCGCGGCAUUUGUUAUCUCAUUUUUGAGACACUCGUCGAUUCCAUGGAUGUGCAUAAUGCUCUGACCACAUUGGAUCCUCCGCUGCGCAUCGAUGAUCGUGAUGUCUGCAUCAGCUAUUGCAUGGACUUGGAAAGUCGUCCAGUACCGCCGAAGUCGACCUCUCAGAGCGGAACCGCUGGCAGCAUUCACCACAACGGUGAUGUGGUCGCUGUGCCGCCAUCGGAAGCCAUCGGUGGUGGCUAUACAAUUGGGGAUGUGCCCCGUCUGGCCGAAUACAGUGCCUCGUUGUAUGCCUCAACCCCGGCAGAGCAUGCGCACUAUGUGCAGUAUUACACGGACUACUAUCUGGCCGAGAUCAAGAAGGGCGGCCAGCUGAGCAGCACGGGUGAGCGACAAGUGACCGAAGCCAAUUCGGGUGCAGCUGUCGCUCUCUCCGCCAUCCAGCGCAAGCAGAAGAAGAUGAGCAACAUUGAGACAACGGCAACAGCGGCUGCAACAGCUGCAGCGCAUGCCGCUGCUGCGGUAAAGGCAACGUUUGCCGCACAAAAUGUGAUUGCGCCCAGGGGCAAUGAUGGCAAAACUUAUCCGACUCCCGAUGUGACUCGGUAUCAGUACGAUGAGACGUCUGGCUACUAUUACGAUCCCAGCACGGGAUUAUAUUAUGAUGCGCACUCGCAGUACUAUUACAACAAUGAGACGGGCGCCUAUUUGUACUGGGAUCAGCGGCGUAGUACUUAUAUACUUGCCACACCUGCCUCAACGCAGGCGGCGCUGCGGGAAUCCCUUGCGAAGGAGUCACCUGCUGAGAAGGAUGAGGAAUUGUCGAAGAAGGACAAGGGCAAGGAUAAGGACAAUAGCGGCAGCAGCAACAAGCAUGACAAGGUCAAGGUGGCCAAGAAGAUCGUCAAGGACAUGGAGAAAUGGGCCAAACAGCUGAAUCAGAAAAAAGACUAUACGGUGGUGGCCACACCACAGCCCAUUCUGCCAGGACGCGGUGAUCCAAGCGAGGGGCCGAGCACAUCUCGCGGUGCCGCCGGUGCCUAUGCCGAUGUCGGCUUCUCCAUACUCGAGAAAAAGGAACGUGGCAAGCUGAACGACUAUGUGCCACCACCAGCGGCUGCACCCAUGAAUAAACUGAUGAAUGCCUAUGGCGGUGCCUCCGAUUCCGAGGAAGACAACAGCGGCGCAGGCGCACAGAGUGUCGUCGCACAGUCAGGUGUCAGUCUUGGACCUGGACCUACAUCAGCACCUGGGCCAAUAGAUGAGAGCGAAUAUGUGGACUUUCAGAAGCUGACCUGUCUGCUCUGCAAGCGUGCCUUUCAAUCCCACGAUAUUCUGCAGAAGCAUUUAAAAAUGUCAAAUUUGCACAAGGAGAAUCUUGCCAAGCACAACAUGGGGAACGCUGCCGGCGUCGCUGGCGAUGAUGUAGCUAAUGCGGGCUUGUCCUAUCGGGAUCGUGCAAAGGAGCGUCGCCUUAAGUAUGGUGAGGGCGAUCCACCGCCGCCGAAUCGGAGUCGUGAGCGCUUUGAACACGAGAUAAAAAAUAUGCAGACACGAAAAAAAGAGACUGGACCAACGCCUGCAAUGCCCAUCAGCUCCAACAAUGUGGGCAAUCGUCUGCUCCAGAAAAUGGGCUGGUCCGAGGGCCAGGGACUGGGACGCAAGAACCAGGGACGCACACAAAUCAUUGAGGCUGAGGCGCGCUCGAACAACGUGGGAUUGGGCAACAAGAGCGGCACUCUGGCGCCUGGCGACGAUUACAAAACGUACAUUAAGAAAAUGAUGAAAUCUCGUUACGAGAACGCUUAACAUUAACUAAUUAUUUAUUGUUUAUAUUAUUGAUCAUAUAUUAUUAUUAGGUUUGAUUUUAUAUCAUAUAUUUAUGCAUACAAACAAAUUGUAUACCUCAAUUUUCACAACUUUAUAUAAUGUGGUAGCGAACGCAUAAAUUAUUUAAAUACGCC